Messenger RNA from Mesitornis unicolor (brown roatelo), 2009 nucleotides. It is a transcript of the gene ZMYND8, whose product is annotated as zinc finger, MYND-type containing 8. The transcript has 10 exons. NCBI's taxonomy places the organism in Eukaryota, Metazoa, Chordata, Aves, Mesitornithiformes, Mesitornithidae. The record is from RefSeq and is a predicted model, not a curated record. The annotation marks the transcript as partial.
CUUCUCCAGCACCAACGAGAACGGGUCAAGCAGGGAGCCCUAAACCUUUCUCUCCUCAAGCAUCAACGCCAAUUUCUGUUAAACAAGACAGGACUUCCACUCCAGGAAGCAUUCUGAAUCUGAAUCUUGAUCGUAGCAAAGCUGAGAUGGACCUGAAAGAAUUGAGUGAGUCGGUGCAACAGCAGACCACUCCUGUGCAACUCAUCUCACCAAAACGACAGAUCCGCAGUAGGUUCCAGCUUAAUCUUGACAAGACAAUAGAGAGUUGUAAAGCGCAGCUUGGAAUAAAUGAAAUAUCUGAAGCUGUUUAUACUGCAGUAGAACACAGUGACUCUGAAGAUUCUGAAAAAUCUGACACCAGUGACAGUGAAUAUAGUGAUGAGGAUCAGAAAUCAAAGAACGAUCAAGAAGAUGGAGAGGACAAGGAAGGUACAAGAAGUGACAAAGAAUCAUUGAGCUUGAAAAAAAAACCUAAGCCCCCAGCACAGAAUGAAGACAAGGACGAACUUAAAAGCACAAGUCCAGAAGUGGAGAAAACAGAUGACCAAGUCAAAGAAAAGGCAAUUUCAGACACUGAAAAAGAAUUUUCUGAAAAGGGAAAAAGUUUACAGCACCCAGCAAAAGAAAAACUGAAAGGUAAAGAUGAAACCGACUCUCCAACGGUGCAUCUGGGACUGGACUCUGAUUCCGAGAGUGAACUUGUCAUCGACCUUGGAGAUGAGCAUUGUGGCCGUGAAGGGAGGAAAAACAAGAAAGAAUCUAAAGAGCCUCCUCCUAAACAAGAUGUUGUAGGAAAAACUCCACCUUCCUCCAGUGCAAGCACCCAACCUCUCCCAGAGACUCCAGUACUGACCCGCUCUGCAGCCCAGACUCCCCCAGCUGGGGUGACAGCAACUACCAGCGCUGCUUCUACUGUCAGUGCUCCCUCUGCAGCCACUGGCAGCCCUGUGAAAAAGCAGAGGCCUCUGCUGCCAAAAGAAAGCGCUCCCGCUGUGCAGCGUGUAGUGUGGAAUUCUUCAAAUAAAUUUCAGACAUCAUCUCAGAAAUGGCACAUGCAGAAGGUUCAGAGACAGCAACAGCAGCAGAGCCAGCAGUCUCAGUCCCAGCAAGCUCAGUCCUCUCAAGGGACAAGAUAUCAGACCAGACAAGCAGUUAAAGCUGUGCAGCAAAAAGAGAUCACCCAGAGCACUUCCACAUCAACCAUAACCUUGGUUACAAGUACUCAGCCUAUUUCUAUGGUUACCAGUUCUGGAUCUGCAAGUACGCUUUCUUCCUCAGUUAAUACAGACUUACCAAUUGCAACAGCGUCAGCUGAUGUGGCUGCAGAUAUUGCUAAAUAUACUAGCAAAAUGAUGGAUGCCAUCAAAGGAACAAUGACUGAAAUAUAUAAUGAUCUCUCCAAAAAUACUACUGGAAGUACAAUAGCUGAGAUUCGUCGUUUGAGGAUUGAGAUAGAAAAACUUCAAUGGUUACAUCAGCAAGAACUCUCAGAAAUGAAGCAUAAUCUAGAGCUGACAAUGGCUGAAAUGCGUCAGAGUCUCGAGCAAGAGCGAGAUCGUUUGAUUGCAGAGGUGAAGAAGCAGCUGGAAUUAGAAAAGCAGCAAGCAGUGGAUGAAACUAAAAAGAAGCAGUGGUGUGCUAACUGCAAGAAAGAGGCCAUUUUUUACUGCUGUUGGAACACCAGCUACUGCGACUAUCCCUGCCAACAAGCUCACUGGCCUGAGCAUAUGAAAUCUUGCACACAGUCAGCUACUGCAACGCAGCAAGAAACAGAUACUGAAAUUAGCACAGAAACAUUAAAUAAAUCAUCCCAGCCCAGUUCAAGUGUGCAGCCUACACCCACAGAAACAACCAGCACCCCUAAGGAAAAAGAAGGUUCAACUGAUAAAAGCAAAGAGAACGUUACAACCAUUCCUGUAGUGGUAAGUCCUUCUGCUGGGACAGUGGCAAUGCGAACUGGAGUUCAGUAUGUUCAGACCACAAUGCCAGUCCAAGUACGAAGAGUCUAA